GUCAUGGAUCAUAACCACCGGCCAUCGACGCGUAGGACUCCUCUUGGAGAAGCCACCCGGCGAGUCAACAAUGAGCUUCCACAAACGCCUUCGAAAGGAUCACCAAUGCGGCAGCAUGGCAGGAAAAAAUCCGACCCUCCCCAAGUGAAAGCUUACAGACCUCUAUCACCACCACGGUACCAUGAAUACAAUUCCUUACGUGGCUACGACCAACCCGCUCCUUUGCUUCCUAACCCAGCAAAUCCGCGUCUCUCAGCCAUAUCCAAAGAACAUGGCGACACAACAUCCAAGAGAGACUCUCUCAUAUCCACCAUUUCUACCGACAGUAAUCGCGUCAAAGUAUAUAUUGGACCUUGGAGGCUUGGGAAGACAUUGGGCGAGGGAGCCACGGCGCGAGUUCGGCUGGCAAAGCAUGCGUCGACGGGACAGAAAGCUGCAGUGAAGAUCGUACAAAAGAGGCACGCCCAAAUGUCCCAAGCUUCCAGCCUUGCCGAUCUCGAUCAAGCCGAGGCUUUACGCCCAGACUCUGGAGACGGCUUACGACGAAUGCCAGUUGGUAUCGAAAGAGAGGUAGCCAUAAUGAAACUUAUCCAGCAUCCGAACAUCAUGAAACUCUAUGAUAUUUGGGAGAACCGUACUGAGAUUUACCUAGUAUUAGAGUACGUGAAUAACGGAGAACUCUUCGACUACAUUACCUCGAAAGAGGGUGGCCUCGAGGAAGAAGAAGCCUUGAUGUUCUUCCGUCAAAUUCUCAGCGCUGUUGGCUAUUGUCAUUCUUUUAACAUAUGCCACCGCGAUCUCAAACCAGAGAACAUAUUAUUGACGAAGGACUUAGAGAUCAAGAUUGCAGAUUUUGGGAUGGCGGCGUUGCAUCAAAGCCCAGACCACAAGCUCAGGACUUCUUGUGGGAGCCCGCAUUAUGCUGCCCCUGAAUUGAUCAAAGGCUUCGCUUACCGUGGCAACCAAGCUGAUAUAUGGAGCUUGGGAGUUAUCCUGUAUGCCACCCUUUCUGGAACACUUCCUUUUGAUGUUGGAAAUUCAGACGCCCCGAAGGAAGAGGCUUUGCCUUUGCUAUUGAAAAAGAUCCAGCGCGGCCGGUUCGAAAUGCCACCAGGAUUCAGCGAGGAAGCAAAAGAUCUGGUCCGGCGAAUAUUGCAGGUCAAUCCUCAAAAGAGAAUCACGCUCAGGGAGAUGUGGAGACAUCCCCUGCUAAGAAAAUAUGAUUACCUGGACAACCUUGCCAGCGGUUCCUUUCCAGAAUCUCCGAGUGCGAAGAAUUGUGGACGCCCAGUACUUCGUCGGAGUGAGAUCGACAAAGAGUUGCUCCGUCACCUGAGGUCUAUGUGGCACGGAAUGUCCGAGCAGCAACUCAUAGACGCUCUUUUGAGUGAAAACUUACUCCUGAAGUAUCGUGAUACACAACUUGAAAACUAUUCUCCUGAUCUUGGAUAUUCGAAUAGCGACUAUCACCAUGUCAGACCACUCAACUUGAAGAAGACGUAUUCUACUUGCCAGUUCCCCCAAGCCAAGUCAAAAGGGCAUGGGAGACAGGUGUCCAAGUUCACCGUUGUCAGCAAUGCCGCUGAAACCGUGCGCAGCUAUGAUCCAUUCAAAGCCUCGCGACCCCAACAACUUAAUGGAUAUAGCAAUAACUACCACGCCAAGAUUACAAUUCAUGGACCUGGCAUGGUCAAUUCGGGAGAGUCAAACUCUAGGUAUCGCUCAGCCUCCGGCACAUCGUCGUCACAGGGAACCACGACGGAUCGCAACAGACUACUACCUCCACCUCCAAAAUUGUAUGCCUCCCGAAGCUCUAUGGCAAGCACUUCCACCAGAAGCCGAGCAAGUAAUCCUCACGUCCGAGCAACAAUUGGCCACAAGCGUGGUGUGAGCUUCUCAAAUUUGCGAAAGCACUCCUCGGGGGGGCAUUCAAAGCUGUCCUCCGAUGGUAAAGCAUUUACGGCGAUCCCACGGCAUAGCAAUCAUACGGAAGUCACUGAUGAUGGAGGGAGUGUUUUACGUCCCGUGGAAACACCUGCUUCAACGCGCUAUAUUCGAUCAAGAAAGGUGCAGUCCACUUCUCAACCACUUCUCUCUCCCGCAAAGCGCGGCCUGACAAGUCAAAUCUGGAACGAAGAUGUCCGGCAGCUCAGCACUAGCUUGGCGAAGGAUUGUGAUGAAGCAUUCAACCGUACUUCUGUUGUCUCGACGAUUUCUGAGAGCAAUGGAGUAACGAAGAAGACAAAGCGAACUUCAUUGAGCUCACGUCCUCUGCCAGAACCACCAGCCCGAACUCAGUCUGUCAAAUAUGAGCUCUUGGAAGCACGAAAAGAGGCAGAAAUACGGAAGAUGUACUUAGAUUGUGAUGAAUCGCCCACCUAUUUGAAUCGGAUGGUAGCACACAUUGAUCGUUUGAUGCAGCCAAUGUCACCAACUCGGUCCUUUUCAGCCCCAACUGAGUCUAAAAAGCCGUCAGGGGGACAAUUACUGCCAUGUAUUGAAGAGAGUCAGGAGAAGGAAGUCUCCCCUCGGAGGGCUAAAGAGCUAGCUAUGUACCGUGAUCGUCAACGUCGCCCCGAGGCGAAGACAGGUCGUAUAGGUUCUGCGCCUGAACCUCGAGCGCUGCAACGGGAAAGCUUCCAAGACCGAUUUACCAAACCGGAUUCUCUACUUAGGGAUACAAUCCGUGUUGUAGAUCCAACUUCUCCACUCAGUCCUGUCAAGCCACCCGCUCCUCUCAUCAUCCGCAAGAAGAGUUCACAACCGGCUCCGCUGCCUUUGAUGUCUGGAGGGCUUGGCGAUGACAUUAAUACGCAAUCCAGCAGACGACGUCCAUCAGAAGGACUUGAUCUUCGUCAGCAGUACAAGGCUGGUUUGAAGAAGGAUGCUGCAUUGGUGCUCCCAAAGAUUGAAGAAGUCAAGAAAGAUGAAGACUCAUUCGAAGGUGAGAGCAACGCUAGCACAAUUCUUAGAAAGACGUCCGGUUGGUUCAAGCGCAGCUCAAGGAGCGGAGACGACUUCAGAGGAUCGACCGGCGGAAGUGAAUCAUGGCGGUCUCAAUCAAGUUAUAGCACUGUCCAGGAUCCAUAUAACAGGCCACAAAAUCCACAUCUUGAUUCAUCCCUUCUUCCGGAAUCUCCAAAGAAGAAGAUUUCUAAGCUUGGAAGAUGGUUUAAGAAACGCAAUUCGAAACCAAAUAUGACUCUUAGUGUUGACAAUACCAUUGAUGAUACUAUUAGUGUUCAGGAAUCUUUCAUGGAUCGUCAUUAUCCACACCUCGGCGAUCCUAGAGUCCGACAAAUUGCGCCUCAGCAAAACUGGCUGGCCAAGCUAUUCAAGGUCAAGCCAGUCACAAAGCAUCUAUGCUUCUGUAUUACCAAGCGUCGUGCCCGUCAAGAGAUUGCCAGAGUCCUCAAAGAGUGGAAGCGAUACGGCCUCGAAGAUAUCCAGGUCGACAAGGAUCGCAACAUCGUCUUUGGAAGAGUUGCUUUGGGCAAUUAUUUCAAUCUUAAGGAGGUUUCCUUUGCUGCCGAGAUUAUGACCGUCAUUGAGCAUGGCAAGAAACCCAAGCUUAGCAUCGCUCGCUUUACGCAAGAGAGUGGUGCGGCCAGUAGCUUCAACAAAGUGUUGGAAACCAUGGAGACAGUACUGAAGAGUCGAGGGUUUCUCCUGACGGACGAGCGCAAGAAACGGAUGAUGAUCAAGACAUUGAACGCUGCCUAAACCCUUUCCCCUAGCAACGACUGCCGCUGCCCAUUUGACGACAUUCUUAGGCGCUGGCCCUGGUCACUGGGCUUACGUGUUGUAUUCGAGAGUAAUCAUUUUUCUUCGUAGAUUUGCUUGGUGGUUGCACUGCAAACUUUUGUGUUAUUGCAUAGCGGGGCUGCAUAGCUUUUCUGCAUUGUGGAUUUGUGUGCAGAAACGCUAAAAUGUUAAUGAUAAAUUGUAGAGUAGGAUAGAAGUUCAUUUCUGCAUGAGGGAAGGGAGACAAGUUUCUGGCUUGGGAGGUGGACGUUGGGGGGAAGAGAUUUGUGGAUUUCUUCAUGUAAAGAGUAUUGAAGAAUUAGAAACG
Molecule: messenger RNA, 4072 nt
Organism: Hyaloscypha bicolor E
Lineage: Eukaryota; Fungi; Ascomycota; Leotiomycetes; Helotiales; Hyaloscyphaceae
Product: Pkinase-domain-containing protein
Exons: 5
Coding region: 4-3723 (1239 amino acids)
Biological process (GO): intracellular signal transduction; protein phosphorylation
Cellular component (GO): cytoplasm
Molecular function (GO): ATP binding; protein serine/threonine kinase activity
Source: RefSeq, a predicted model, not a curated record